UCACCACUCACAAUUCCAAUAUAUAUACACUACGGUUCCUAUUUCAAACUCAAUUCCCAUUUUUCUGUUUAACUAAAAAGUGUUCGUUUUUUUUUAGCCUACGUAGCUAUCGCUCUCCCCUUUAAUUUCUUCUCUACAUCGAACCAAAAAAACCUAUAGAUAUUAUGAAAAUCUUUUAUGUUUGAUAAAAUAGGAUAAUACCCUCUUCAAAUAUCCUAUAUUUCCAAUAAUCAAGGAGUUUAUAAUCUCCUCAAAAUCUCUUUUAAUCUUAGAUAAGAUAAGAUUUAAUGAGGUUUCCAUUUAGUUUCCUACUCUGCAUGAAACUCUCUAUUUGUUGAUUGAAAAAGCAUAGUUAAUAAAACUCUUUCAUGGAGUAUUUGAAAGAAGUGGAAGGCAAAAGAAUCCAUGAUCCGAUCAACGCGAAAAUGACAACGACGACAACGAGCACAAGCCGAUGUAUUUGGGUUCCGGGAGGACUCAUAAUUGGCGCUGGUCCAUCAGGAUUAGCCACAUCCGCUUGUCUUCAAGAAAGAGGAGUUCCGAGUCUGAUUCUCGAAAGAUCGAAUUGCAUAGCAUCAUUAUGGCAACUCAAAACGUACGAUCGUUUACGCCUUCAUCUUCCGAAGCAAUUCUGCGAGCUUCCGCUCAUGCCAUUUCCAUCAAAUUUCCCCACUUACCCCACAAAACAACAGUUUUUAGCCUACUUAGAGACGUACGCGAAGCGUUUUGGUAUACAACCGGUCUUUAAUAGCACAGUAGUGAGUGCAGAAUUCGAUCAUAGAUGCGGGUUUUGGAGAGUGAAGACGCUCGGGAUGAAACUAGAAGAGUUCGAAUAUGUGUGUCAGUGGCUGAUCGUCGCGACGGGUGAAAAUGCGGAGGAAGUUGUGCCUGAUAUUGAAGGAAUGGAGAGCUUUGAAGGGCCUGUUGUUCAUACUAGUAGUUAUAAGAGUGGCGAGUUGUUUCGGGAGAAAAAAGUUUUAGUUGUUGGCUGUGGAAAUUCUGGAAUGGAAGUUUGUUUGGAUCUUUGCAAUUAUAAUGCUCGUCCAUCGAUUGUUGUUAGAGAUUCGGUGCACGUACUGCCUCAAGAAAUGCUCGGCAGAUCAACUUUUGGGCUGUCCAUGUGGCUUCUCAAGUGGUUUUCUGUGUCAAUCGUUGAUCAAAUUUUAUUAUUUGUAUCGUAUUUCAUGCUCGGUGAUACUUCUCAAAUUGGCCUCCACCGUCCUAAAGUUGGUCCUCUUCAGCUCAAAAAUGUCACCGGAAAAACUCCCGUCUUGGAUGUUGGCACUCUCUCUAAGAUCACAAGUGGUCAUAUUAAGGUGUGUCCCGGAGUAAAGAGACUAAUGCAUCAUCAUGUGGAAUUUAUUGAUGGAAGGAUAGAAAAUUUUGAUGCUAUCAUUCUAGCUACAGGCUACAAGAGUAACGUUCCGAUUUGGUUAAAGGAAAAUAAUAUGUUCUCAAAAAAAGAUGGAUUGCCAAUCAACAAAUCGUUCCCAAAUGGAUGGAAAGGUGAAAAUGGAUUAUAUGCUGUAGGAUUCACAAAGCGUGGCCUGCUGGGCGCAGCUAUUGAUGCAAGAAAAAUUGCGCAGGACAUUGAGCUUCGCUGGAAAGCUGAGGCCACAAAUUUCAUGGCAUUUGCUCGUGCACCACCGCACCAAUUAUGAUACCAAGUUGAUCACACUAUUUAAAAAAAAAAAAAAAAAACCUAAUGAAACAUUUUAAUUUGAAUGAAGCAAAAAAGAAAAAGAAAAAAAUUAAUGUGUUAUUUUCAAACUUUUUCAUUUUCAUUUUGCACAAAAGCUAGGAAUAUGUUAAUUAGGUUAGAAAGUUGGGGGAAGAAGAUUCUCAAUGUGUAUAAUAUAUCUUUGUGUUCUUUUUUCUAUUAUUAUUAGUUAGUUAAAUUUUUAAGUUAGGUAGUUUUAUUUUGCAAUUUCAUUUGUGUCAAGA
Messenger RNA from Mercurialis annua (annual mercury), 1944 nucleotides. RefSeq names its product indole-3-pyruvate monooxygenase YUCCA2. Gene Ontology annotation, biological process: auxin biosynthetic process. The transcript has 4 exons. The record is from RefSeq and is a predicted model, not a curated record. Lineage: Eukaryota; Viridiplantae; Streptophyta; Magnoliopsida; Malpighiales; Euphorbiaceae. Bases 369 to 1661 code for a protein of 430 amino acids. Gene Ontology annotation, molecular function: N,N-dimethylaniline monooxygenase activity; flavin adenine dinucleotide binding; NADP binding.